AUGCAAGGACAUCCCAGGAUAAAAGGUCCACGCUUUGUACAUGAUCGCAUCGCUAUUGUUGGAGCUGGCCCCGCAGGACUACACAUGGCGUACGAGCUCAAGAGGCGUGGUUUCCAUAACAUUGUAAUCUUUGAAAGUCGACAUGAGGUAGGCGGGAAAACAACAUCGAGACUCUACAGGAACGUGUGGCAUGACCUCGGAACAAUCAACUUAGCAGUCACCUAUGAUAAGACAGUAGCUCUACUGGAAAAAUUCAACACAGGAUUCGACAUCAUACCUAAUCCUCCAAGUUCCAUUUGGAACAAUAGACACGAGUUUAAUUCCGCCUUUGAAGCUUUCUCAGUGUCGCUACCGAAGUUAUUAGAGGCAUCUGAGCGAUAUAUUGCUUUACAUAGAUGUUUCUUUGGCACCUAUGAUGGAGAACUGAUGCCUCGACCAUCUCCAGAUAUUCUAUACAGGGUCCGUGGUACCAUUGAUGAUUUUCUCGUAAGAUACAACCUCACAGACCUACGACCGUUAUUUUUCAUUGGUUUUGUAGUGAAUGCGUACGGUUCCCUGAAUGAGACAUCGGCGCUGUAUGCAUUAACAUUUGUACCCCCAGCAGUGGUUCGGUCCUUUCUAAGACCUGACAGGGGACUUUACCGUCUCCGCGGUGGCUGGCAAAAUCUAUGUCGUGAAAUAUCUAGACGAAUAAACGUCGAAAUUAGAUUCAAUGUGAAUAUAAAACACAUUCACAGAGAAAACGGAAUUCGAAUAUUGUUCCAAGAAAAACAUUUCCCUUCACUGCAUGUGGAUAAUUUUGAUUUUCUUAUUCUUUCUCCAUCAAUGAAUUCCUUAUUCGGUAUUAUGGAUUUCAAUCCACGUGAAUUAGCAAUAUUUACACACUUGCGAAAUUUAUAUUUCUUGAAGUCGAUUGUUAAUUCCAUCAGUCCUGGUAGAAGAGCUCUUUACCCACGCGAAGUGUUUCUAUAUGAUUUACAACGUGAGCAAUACUCUGUUUAUGUAUCUAUCAAUCCGCAUCAAGUCGAAAAUAAUGUGACUGGCCUUGACUAUCAGCGAGGGCGACGGGAAAACACCGAUAGAGAUGGCAGUACGUAUGAAACAAGUGUAUAUCAUCAGUUUGGGAAAGCUAAUCCUUGGAAGAGAGACGUAAAUUCUGACAUUCAAAGAAAUCUUUUUCAACAUCUAAAAGAUUUCAACAAAGGCAAUCCGGAAUUAGUCGAGCAAGUGACGUGGUCAUAUUACUUUCCAAAUUUCCCACCGGAAGCUAUAACUGAGGGUGCAUUGUGGGAUGUUUUAGAUAUGCAAGGAAUGUAUAACACAUGGUACAUAGGAUCAUCUGUAUCUUUUGAGUCAAUAGAAAGUGUCUUUGAGUAUAAUCAUUUAUUGAUGAAACUGUUUUUCUGAAUACAAACUCGUGUAAACGAUACGUAAGAAUAUUGAAAAUGCCAGAAUUAUGAUUUUAUUCUGUUGGUGUUGAUUUUCUUUUGAAAUAUAUGUCGCAUUGUUUUCAUUCAGUAAUGGUACAUGGCAUUGUAUGUUCUUUUGAUGACUGAGAAUAAUAAAUGAUUCAUAGUUU
Messenger RNA from Ostrea edulis (European flat oyster), 1579 nucleotides. RefSeq lists its product as uncharacterized. Gene Ontology annotation, molecular function: oxidoreductase activity. The transcript is spliced from 4 exons. The coding region runs from base 1 to 1407 and encodes 468 amino acids. NCBI's taxonomy places the organism in Eukaryota, Metazoa, Mollusca, Bivalvia, Ostreida, Ostreidae. The record is from RefSeq and is a predicted model, not a curated record.